AUGGACAUAGACCCAAGGGACACCAAACUUGCCAAGCUCCAGGAGCAAAUGGCCAAAAUCUUGGCCGUGGUCAAGGAAGAACUCAAGAUCCGGAAAGACACAAAAGAACAAUUGGCCAAGGAGGCCCAACUGGCUACAGCCCUGAAGACCGCAAGUACCAGCUGCACCGGUCAAAGGCCCCCAACAAGUUUGAUGGCACUUGCGGAGCUAAAGCAAAGGUCUUUGAUAACCUCUGAUUGGAAUCAUUUGACCAAUUUUAAACAAAAUAAGAAGAUAAUCAAGAAUACAUUGACCAAGGAUCAUUACUUUAGCGGUAAACAAAACAAAUUCAUCAACCAUAUCUGUAACAACCCAACGGCAUAUUCAGUUAUUCUCUUGAUCAACUAG
Messenger RNA from Puccinia graminis f. sp. tritici CRL 75-36-700-3, 387 nucleotides. RefSeq lists its product as uncharacterized. The record is from RefSeq and is a predicted model, not a curated record. Bases 1 to 387 code for a protein of 128 amino acids. Lineage: Eukaryota; Fungi; Basidiomycota; Pucciniomycetes; Pucciniales; Pucciniaceae. The transcript has a single exon.